This is a messenger RNA of Sinocyclocheilus grahami, 3083 nucleotides long. RefSeq names its product zinc finger protein 385A-like. Gene Ontology annotation, cellular component: nucleus. The coding region runs from base 89 to 1642 and encodes 517 amino acids. Gene Ontology annotation, molecular function: zinc ion binding; nucleic acid binding. The record is from RefSeq and is a predicted model, not a curated record. The transcript has 9 exons. NCBI's taxonomy places the organism in Eukaryota, Metazoa, Chordata, Actinopteri, Cypriniformes, Cyprinidae.
CAAACUUGAGUGGCACCACUGGCAUAGAAAGCAAAACAUAGUGGCUCCAUUUAUCACUGUUGGAGCUCUAAUGUAAAAAUCAUUUGUUAUGCAACAACAAAGUUAUCUAUAUAAUAAAAUAAGACCUGGAUGUUCCAGUUGGAUUUCGUCACACCAUUCCUGGGAAGGAUUAAAGCCGGUUACAUCUCCCCAGAUAUCAGGAGACACUCCCGUAAGUUCAUCAGGACUAUUUUGGCUCCAAAUAUUCCCGGAGCCUCAAAAAACUGGGUCCGGACGCUCCGUUGUUCAUGCCAGAAAAGGUUUCUACUGGGUGCCAGUGGAAAGAUCCUCGGAGGCAGGGAAACAGUCAGAGGAAGAGUGUUUAAUGUGGGGUACAGGAAGCAUCAACCGAACAGGGGCUGUCCCUACGUUUCUGCGGACCCCCACAGUCAUCCAGCCUCAUCUGGAUAUGAAGCCCUUCCUACAGUUUCCGAUGGAGACCCCGCCUCCACACAGCCUUGGGCUCUUCCACAACUUCAACGCGAUGGAUCCUGUUCAGAAGGCAGUGAUCAACCACACCUUUGGAGUCCCACUGGUGAAGACCAAACGGCCAAUCAUUUCCUGUAAUGUCUGCCAGAUCCGUUUUAACUCGGAGAGUCAGGCAGAAGCCCACUACAAGGGGAACCGUCAUGCUAGGAGAGUCAAAGGCAUUGAGACCUCCAAGAGCCGCCCACAAGAGAGUGACAAACCUCCUCCCGGGCCCGUCUCAUCCCCCUCACCAACGGGACCCUUACCGGCCAUCUCAGAUACGGACCCCAGCAAAACAGAUGAGACGCGGCCAGUGCCACAGUUAAAUGGACCCGCGGUGGCCCCAGGGUCCGCGGCCAUUUCUGCUCCCCCCACCCCAGAAUCCCCCGGUCCUUCCACCUGUCCUCUUCUGCCCACCCCCACUACCCCUCAACCACCUCCAGCCACCUCCUCAUCUCCCGGCUGUGGCUCUUCUAACCCAGAGCAGGCUGGCACCGGGGCCCCUGGGGCGCCAUCAGUCACCCCAAGCAACCCUGAGACCGAAGAGGACAAAGCCAAGAAGCUGCUUUACUGCUCACUGUGCAAAGUGGCCGUCAAUUCGCUCUCCCAGUUGGAGGCCCACAAUAAAGGCACUAAACACAAAACCAUUCUGGAAGCCCGCAGCGGACUGGGCCCCAUUAAGGCAUACCCUCGUUUGGGUCCGAAGCCCAGCGGGGAGCAGGGAGGCGGGGCCACGGACCCCAAUACUCAGGAACGCACCUUCCACUGUGAGAUCUGCAACGUGCGGGUCAACUCAGAACUGCAGCUCAAACAGCACAUAUCAAGUCGAAGGCACCGGGACGGAGUGGCAGGAAAGCCAAACCCCCUCCUGAGCCGACACAAGAAGCACAGGGGAGCUGACCUUGCGGAUCUCACCAAAGCAUUAGGCGCCGGCCUCCUGCCGAGUCCUCUGGCCGUUGCUGCGGCAAUGGCAGCGGCGGCCUCCUCCAAUCCGCUCGCUCUCCGCGCAGCAGCCUCCGCCCCCCAUCCGCAUCAUCACCUCCUGCAGGGUCCGCCCCUCAGCCACGCCAUCUUGAGACCAGCUCCGGGGCCCAUACGCACCUCACACGGGCCGAUCCUGUUCUCGCCGUACUGACUCCGCCCUCACCCGCCCUUAGCCAAUCACAGCCAGUCCGGAGCCUCACCUCCAAAAGCACACUGUGAAGACGAAAAAAUAAUGAAACACCACAGCAAUGACAAGAAUCGGCCCAUCAACAACAACGUUAAUCAUCAAACCAAGCAGAAGGGGGCGCAGCCACGAAGGAGGGUGCGACUGGCAUUCCAACCCUCUUUCCAUCACCCUUAACCGCCUACUUCAUCUCCGUUUGUUCGAAUCAAGUGAUUUAUUCGUUGGUGGAUGAACGAACGAAUGCAGGGAUUGUUGGAAUAGAGCAAUAUCGUAUGCAGAGUGCAUCUGACGUCCUUGUUCCUACCCUCUAUUUAUACUCAUACUGUGAGGUAGCAGCAGUCACGUGGUAGCCAGAAAUGCUGGAAUCAGUUUCUAGACACCCCAAAACACACAAAGACUACAGUUAAAUGUUGUUCUGAAUAAAUGCACCCUCAACCCUAUGCACCUUGAGAAACCUACAGAAACCAUCAGUACGCUUCUCGUAGCAUUCACUGUAUUCAACUUGUACCAUCUAGCUUUGGCAUCUUUGCAAGAGGAAAACGCCCCAAUCUCCAUCGCAGUUCCCCCACGUCAUCAGGACUCCGAGAAGGGGAUUGUGGGGAAGGUCUAAGGAUGCCGACACUUUCCCAAUUCUGGCUUGAAUUGAGAAGCUUAUCAUGGCGCCCGACUUCAUACAGUCGCAUCUCGCUAGGGAAACAGAGGGAUUCAGAAGAGACACUCGAGAUUUCUUUUGUGUCGCUUUUGCAUCCGUUUGCACUAGGAGCGGUUGACUGAAAAACCCCAGACCCCUGUCUUAGAUCUUAGAAAAUCAGUAGAUUUAUUCUAUUGUGUAGCGUAGUUUAGUUCAGAACAUCCAAGCUGGUUGACUUUAGAAAUAUUCCGAAGUGAAAUAUGUACGUAGAUAAGAUGGACGGGUACUUUGAUUCUCAGAGAAAGGCAACAAACCUAAGCACACACUUGGACUUACAGUACAUACAGGCUCCUCUGUUCAUUCUGUCUCUGUAUGUUCAGUGGACAUUAUGCAACCCCAAGCAAUACAGCCCCCCUUCUGUCCGACUUCCGCGUUCAGUCUCACGAGACAGCCUGCAUCCCGCAAGGACUGACAUAACCGGUCAGCCACUCCAGCGGACGCCCAUGAGAGUCUAGAAAAAUAAACAGAGAAAAGACGCAGAGGAGGUCACAGAGGACCCGACUGUGCAAUCUCCCCUUUUUUUGGUAUGAACUUCCUGUCUUGAAUCUAAAGCCAUGCAAUGCAUAUUCUUUUUGUUCUUUUAUUAUGAUCAAUUAAUUGUUUUGAUGUUGUUGUUUUUUUGGUUCGUUUUCAUAGCACACUGAUACGUUGAACAAAUAUUGUUGUGGAAAUUCUAAAAAAAAAAAAAAAAAAAAAUCAUUGAGCAAAAGAAAAAAA